Oncorhynchus nerka (sockeye salmon) is the source of this 1406-nucleotide messenger RNA. Its product is annotated as interleukin-34. The coding region runs from base 327 to 941 and encodes 204 amino acids. Gene Ontology annotation, biological process: positive regulation of protein phosphorylation; positive regulation of macrophage differentiation; positive regulation of cell population proliferation. The transcript has 7 exons. The record is from RefSeq and is a predicted model, not a curated record. NCBI's taxonomy places the organism in Eukaryota, Metazoa, Chordata, Actinopteri, Salmoniformes, Salmonidae. Gene Ontology annotation, molecular function: macrophage colony-stimulating factor receptor binding.
CGCCUGCAAGGUGGAGCUGGAGACGACCAUUUGGACAUUGCGCAAUUGAUCAAUAUUCUCUCGUUUUGGAGUUCUGGGCCAAAGAAAGUGAGGCUUCAGGGAUUUUCCCAAAUUCGCGUUCGCCUAAAACGGGGGUUUUACUCUGGGUGUUGCUGCGCGCAGGUCAUCUAUUAAAGAUGACAUUGUUUAAAUAUCACUGACCAGUCACGCACGCGUGGUUUCCCAGCCUUGCUAACAAGGAGCGAGAAGGACCUUGUGGUGCUCUGGAAAAGUGUGUGAUCUGAGUCGGAGGCCUCCAGCGUGUGUAAACGGGCAUAAAUUGGAGUAUGGUCCGGUCAACAACCUGGCUCCUGGGAGCUCUAUUGGGUUUGAUAUGUGUACUACCUCUUGUUUUGAUGACGCCCAGAACUGCCCAGUGCACGUCUUUGAAGACAUUGGAAAACAAACUCAUAGGCAGAAGACGUAACAUGAAACACAAUUUACCCAUUAAUUACACCAUCAGAGUUCACUAUGAGGAGGUCUUCAAACUCAGCAAUAUCAGCAGGCUGAGGGCGAGGGUGGAGGAUCUGGAAGACUGGGACCUGCAGGAUGUGUGGCUGUUGGUCAACCAGGAGGUGUUGAAGAGGAUUCUGAGGGUCUUGCCAGUGAGACACCCCUCCUACAAGUACACCACCGACCUGGAGGAUCUCUUCAGGAAGGUCCAGCAGGUGUUCCCACCACAGACUGAUGAGAGAGAGCCACCAGAGCGAAUAGAGGAGAUCUACAAAAGGGUUAAGGAGAUUGACUCAAAAGGCUGGAAGUUCGUGACCCCCAAAUCUCUGUUGGAUAACUGCUAUCGGACAAUGCACUGUCUCUUCAAAGACUGCUUUUCCAGUGAAGACAGAGAGCAAGACUAUUGUGGCUUACCUCACUGGCGGAAGGGCAGAAAGAGACUACAGUAAACCUGAGAAGGGCGCUGUUGUUUUCAUAUGUAUAUUUAUAAUAUAUUGUCUACUGAUGUUUAUGUUCUGUGUUUUAAUUGCGGGUUCUAGAUGUGUUUAGACAGUUGUAUGGUAUAGGGCAGGUGACUAUGCUCAAGCAGAGUGUGAUGUAACAUUUCUAUUUGUAUUAUUUUAUAUUUGUUUUGCAAUCAGGGAACACUUAUGGCUGACAUAUGUAUUAGCAACUGUUGCCCAUAAAAGUAAGAACACAAACAUAUCCAGCUACUCUCAUCUCUGACUGUUUGUCUUUAUGAAUAUUAUAGUAAAUGUGUUUGUUUAAAAAACAUUUUUUCUCUGUUCUGUUUUUUAUAAAUUGCUUUAAGGUGUUUUGCUGACUUGCAGGCAUAGUCAGUGAAUUCCAGCCACUCAUUUGUUUGGCAUUAUGCACAUCAAUGCUGAAAUAAAGAUAUUAUUUGUGAAAAUCUA